AUGGCCGACGACAAGAAGCCCACGACACUCGCCCCGCCUGCCGUCACCGCCCUGAGGCAGGAGGCAGCGGGGUCGACGACGCACCGCCAGAACAUGGAGCGUUCCGUCAGCCAGGACAUGCGCAACGAGCGAGCAGACCUCAAAGAGGCGGCCGAGCACAGCCUCAACAUCAUCAUGGACCUGGACCUCCAAGGCAAGAUCCGCUAUGUCAGCCCUUCGUGGACAGAUGUCAUCGGUACCCUGCCCAAGGAAGUCACUGGACGGCCCGUGCUAGACAUGAUAUGUAGCGGUGUUGAUGGCUUCGCCGAGACCAUCGAGUCAGUGAGGAAAGAUGACUCCCGCAGCCAUAUCGCCCGUUUUGCCGUGCGACUCGGCCCCCACUCAAUACUGCGGAAGCGACGAUCCAAGCACGCCGUUGCCGAAGGAAACGAGCUGAUGCCAAUGUCUCCAACAGACACUUCUGACGACGAGGAGCAGUAUCUGAAUCUAGAAGCACAGGGCAUCAUGGUUUACGACCGGACGACUGGAGCCGAGAGCCACACCAUGUGGAUGGUACGCCCCUCCGUCAUUCGUGAGGUGACAAUUGACCUUCCAGAGCUUCUCGUCGAGUCUCUCGGUGUAGGAGCAGAAGUGCUAGCCCACUACCUCACCGGCCUCGCAGAGCAAAGUGCCACUGAUCCCGGCAACCACGCACCCCCACUGCCCGUCCUUUGUCGAAUCUGCGAGCGCCAGAUAACGCCCUGGUGGUUCGAGAAGCACUCUGAGCUAUGUCUCCAAGAGCACCGCGCCGAAAUGGACGUGCAGAUGGCCCAAGAAACCCUCGCCGAACACCGCAACGCCAUUGUCAAGGUCCUCGAUACCCUAGAGUCUCACAGUCAACGCUCUCGGGCUGCCUCCAUGGACUCUGUGCAGCCACUGCAACCCGCAGAGUACAAGGGUCUGAUUAUCCAUUCGACAUCGACACCAACAUCGGGCACACCUUCUGGACGAAACUCGCCGGCAUCUCCGCCAUCGAGAUCCCGCGAACGCUCUGAGCGCGGAGCUGGGUUUGGUCACCAUCGUGCGCGAUCAUUUGCUGUUCGACGGCCUCUAGCACGCAUCGUUGAGUUAGUGCUAGACUUGUGCGACACGGCUUUGGAAAUUAACACACCGGCAAUCAAGGACACCGGUCGCGGUCAGGCAGCCACCGAGGUUCGCACGCAAUCUCCGCAGUCAGAAAACCGUAUAUCGCAAGUCCUGCAAUGGCAGUCACCCACAACAGGCUCGGUCGACCACACAGAAGGCCUCAAACUUCUAUGUGAAGACACCAGCAAACUUGCCAAAGCCAAAAUCGACGCCGUCACUCGCCACAGGCGGGUUCUUGAGUAUUCCGAACGUCUACGCAUCGAAUUUGACAUCUUGGUUCAGGAAUGCAUCGAGGCCGCCAUCCUCAAAGCUGCCCGCAUCGCUGCAGGCGAAGACAGUUCGUCGGAAGACGAGCAACCCGAAGAAGAAGAAGAGGAAUUACCCUCAGACGUUCACGAUACAGACACAGCCACAGGCGAGGAAGCCAUGUUCCCCGGGUCUUUUGAUGCCCCUUCUACAAUCGUUCAAGCUUAUCGCAAUCAAUCAGAAAUUUCCCUACCAGCACGAGUCGGACGUCGGGAAUCCUCUGUCGCAGGCUCAAAUCGUUCUAGCAGCCCGAAAGGAGGAUGCCAAACACCACGGUCGCACGCAGGUGCUAUUAGCAUAGCACCCCAAAGCAAGCGUCAAUCUAUGCAUUUCGAAAGCGAUACCGGUGCUGAUAGUGAUACCAGCAUGCGAUCUUCAGUUCUGUCCGGUCCUAGGCGAGCCGACUCACCUGCGGCCUCUGACGUCGGCUUAAGUAGGGUAGCCAGUUCGCGGGAACGCAAGCGAAAGAGUUUGAUUCUCCCCAGUGUCAUGUCUAGUCGACAACACUCACCCGCUCGUUCCAUGGUGCCUCCACCAUCUUCACCACUUCGGACGACGAAGCCACGUCUUCCCAGUGGUAUUGAGGGUGUACAGUCACCGAUCAUGUCACCAGUUCUACCCACAACAGAAUUUUCUUCACCUGCGAUGGCACAUGCUUUGGGUCACCAUCACCGUAGGCAGUCAUCUACUGCUGGCUCCGAUGGCCCGAGACCCAUCUCCCCUCGUUUGAUUCCCACCACUCAGCCGCAACCCCGCGCUGUUCCGCCAUCAAUCAAAGACUUUGAGAUCAUCAAGCCAAUCAGCAAAGGUGCUUUUGGUAGCGUCUAUCUCGCAAAGAAGAAAUCUACAGGAGAGUACUAUGCCAUUAAAGUGUUGAAAAAGGCGGACAUGGUUGCAAAGAACCAAGUCACCAACGUCAAGGCAGAGCGAGCCAUCAUGAUGUGGCAGGGCGAGAGCGACUUUGUUGCCAAGCUUUACUGGACAUUUUCAAGCAAGGACUAUCUAUAUCUGGUCAUGGAAUAUCUGAACGGUGGAGAUUGUGCUUCGCUAAUCAAAGUCCUUGGUGCGUUGCCAGAAGACUGGGCGAAAAAGUACCUCGCCGAGGUUGUCCUUGGUGUGGAGCAUCUCCAUAGUCGGAGCAUUGUUCACCGUGAUCUCAAGCCUGACAACCUCUUAAUUGACGGUAAAGGUCAUUUGAAGCUGACCGAUUUUGGACUGUCGCGCAUGGGUAUGAUCGGUCGACAAAAGCGUGCACUCAAAUCAUCAGUUGAACCUGCGCCGGAUCUGCUCAAGACUGGCCCCUUCCAUCGCGCCAUCUCAGUUGGAUCUUCUCGUUCUGCGUCAUUUGAUCUCAACCACUCGCCUACAAAUACGCCUUCCAUGACGCCUGCUCUUGCUGGUGACAUUGGCCAACCCUCGUACUUUAGCUUGAACCGAGACAAUUCGCAGCAAGGUCGCGAGCCUUCAAGGCGAGCAUCAGGAACUCGGAGCGACAGCCAAGACAGCGAUGCGCUACAAGCCAUGUUCCGUCGCUUCUCAAUAGCGGAUGAUGCGUUCAGCCAUCCUCGUGGAAGAUCGCCCAUAGAAGAAGAGGCAUUCAGUGAUGAUGGCUCACCAGAUCUGUUCCCUGCACCUAAUUCCAUGAGCCAGUCUAGUGUAGCUCAAAAUGGCGCCUUUCCUUCAUCGUCAGUAAUGCCGCCUCCGCCAAUGACCCUGUUCGAUCCAGAAGACAACGAUCGGAAGUUCGUUGGUACUCCUGAUUAUUUAGCACCGGAGACGAUUGCUGGUAAUGGCCAAGACGAAGUCAGCGAUUGGUGGUCUCUGGGAUGCAUUUUGUUUGAAUCUUUGUAUGGCUACCCUCCAUUCCACGCAGACACACCAGACGAGGUGUUUCAGAACAUUCUUGCGCGAAAGAUCGAUUGGCCCGAGGAUGACGAUGAUGUGUAUGACAUCUCGGACGAGGCAAAGGACCUUAUGAACCGCCUGAUGUGUUCUGACCCCGCCGAGCGACUUGGUGCCAACAAAGACGACAAAUUUGCUAGUGGCGGCGAAGAAAUCAGAAACCAUCCGUGGUUUGCAGGUAUGAACUGGGAUACGUUGCGCGAUGAUGAAGCUUCUUUCAUCCCUGCGCCAGAGAACCCUGAAGACACAGAGUAUUUUGACGCUAGAGGAGCUGCCAUGGCCAACUUCAGCCCCGAGUUUGAGGACCAAGCAACUACACCGGCUGGCACUCCGAGUGCUGAUUACCCUGAUCGACCACACGAUGCUCUAUCUCGAGUAAGGUCCCAAGUAACUGUGUCAACCAUGAAGCGUGGCCUGAUACCUCUUCACAUCCCAGCUCAUCUUUCCAAGAUGCCCUCGACACCAUCUGGAACUGUAUCCGGGACCACUCAGGAGAAAGCGACUCCCGAGAAGCGCCAAUCGUCGGGCCAGACAGCAUCUACCUCACCUCGCUCUCGAUCACAAACACUUGGAUCCCAAGAGGAAGACGUUGUGCGGGAUGUUCUACCAGGGCACUACAAGCGUCGAAGCCAGGUACUGGAUGUCUCGCCGUCAUCAUCAGAUACUGAAGAUUCUCGUGCCAAGGCCCUGCUUCGCGUGCAGCGACGCAGACAGAGCUCUCGAAGACUUUCACAAAUCAGCUUCGGGGACGGUCCUUUCUUCCGGCCCCUGGAUGUUUUGAUUUGCGAAGACCAUCCAGUGUCACGUCUUGUCAUGGAGAAGCUGCUCGAAAAGUUGCGCUGCCGCACGUUGACUGUCACCAAUGGAUCUGAAGCUAUACGUUAUGCUAUGGGAGAAGUCAAGUUCGAUGUGAUCAUGAUGGAAUUCCGGCUGCCUCAAGUCAACGGUGCAGACGUUGCUCGCAUGAUUCGCGAUACCAAGAACGCCAAUACCCACACUCCAAUCGUCGCUGUCACGGGAUACCUCAAGGAGCUCCAAGCGCCCCACUAUUUCGACGCACUCAUCGAAAAGCCCCCUACUGUUGCUAAACUUACAGACACGCUAAGUAGGUUGUGUCAGUGGAAAGCACCGCCACCAAACUGGACGCCGAGUCAAAUGUAUCCGUCCAUGAUGCCGUCUGGACUCCGACAAGAGUCUUCGCGUCAGGAGGACAGCCCCACAUCCAACUCUUCUGGCUUCCCACCCGUACCCUCUGGUAGUUACCGAGGGUCUAGCCGCGAGGACUCAAUUAGCUCUAGCUUCUUCGGGGACAAUGAGAGUCGCGCAAGCGAGGAUAUGCCUGUACGCAUCCACAACGCAGACGAUUGGCGCGAGAGGGCCAUCGCCAGAGCCAUGACCAACCUGGGCAUCGCGGAUGAUGCAGCCAAAGCGGAUCCCAAGUCUGCUGUACCCAAUCGUAGUGGUGCACCUGACCUACCCCACGGGGACUCCGCACCAGCCGUUCUCGAGCAGGCAACGAUCCGCCGACAAAGAUCGUCAGAGCAAGUGGGCGCGAAGCGUCGCAUAUUAGAGACGCGGAAACACGAAUCCGCGGAGUCUGGUGAUGACGAGGAUGAUGAGUUGGGACAUGCUACUGUCCGAGCUAAAAGUCCCAAAACGCGGCCCAAGUCGACCUCGAAGCUUGGCAUCGAGAUGAUGCGAACGAACAGCAGAGGCAGCGUCAUCUCUUUUGAAGACUUUGGUCAGCCAGACUCAACGCUUCCUUCAUCCCCUCCUCCCAUGAUUACAGAGGAUCGCGCAGCGGAAGAAUACGAAGGCAGUCUCGGUACGCCCGCCGUUGCACCCAUGUCACUUACACCGCCGGUGAUUUUUCCCGAACAGCCUGGUGAUGACGUAACCGACUUUGUCAUGGAAACACCAAGGGCGCAAAGGGAUGCAACCCCAGAUCCAGAUCCUACACCCAAAGCAAAGACUAUCGGUAGGACAUACGCCACAGUCGCUGCUUCUGCUGCCACAACUCCGGAUCCUGAUCCUACGCCCAGGGCGAAUAGCGCCAACGAGUAA
Messenger RNA from Pyrenophora tritici-repentis Pt-1C-BFP, 5397 nucleotides. NCBI's taxonomy places the organism in Eukaryota, Fungi, Ascomycota, Dothideomycetes, Pleosporales, Pleosporaceae. The record is from RefSeq and is a predicted model, not a curated record.